AUGUUGUUCGUAGGCAAUGUAGCUAGAGAAGAAGCGGACAGCGUUGGUCAGGUCAUGGACCGAUACAAUAGUCUCGAACAUACUCAUACGAUGGUACCAGUGGGGGAUGUCUCAGCGCGUCAUGCCGUAAGGGCCCUUGGUGGCGAGUCAGGUUUCUUUCUGACAACGGUGGCCGUUGUUUACUUACUGGAUAUCGUGCAGAUACACCACCAAUUUAUCCAGAUAUCCGAUGGAUACACCCUUCAGGACCCCUUCGCUCUCAUGCUAUCAACAUCUAACGUCCAGUGGCUCUCGUCCUCGUUGACUCAUGGUAUACCGCUAGUUCCCUGCUUCUUGACCGUGCUCAGCACUCCGGAGUCCACCAUCAGAUACACAUCCUCGACCAAUCUAGUUUCUCUCAAUGGUGCGCCUCUUGGCAAGCAGACAUCACGGAACGCACAAAGACAACAACCGACCGCCAUCGGAAGAUUUGUAGCCUUCCUUUCCUUAUUGUACGCGUGA
This is a messenger RNA of Guyanagaster necrorhizus, 501 nucleotides long. RefSeq lists its product as uncharacterized. The transcript has a single exon. NCBI's taxonomy places the organism in Eukaryota, Fungi, Basidiomycota, Agaricomycetes, Agaricales, Physalacriaceae. The coding region runs from base 1 to 501 and encodes 166 amino acids. The record is from RefSeq and is a predicted model, not a curated record.